Messenger RNA from Aspergillus aculeatus ATCC 16872, 1099 nucleotides. RefSeq lists its product as uncharacterized. The coding region runs from base 69 to 1031 and encodes 320 amino acids. The transcript has 6 exons. NCBI's taxonomy places the organism in Eukaryota, Fungi, Ascomycota, Eurotiomycetes, Eurotiales, Aspergillaceae. The record is from RefSeq and is a predicted model, not a curated record.
CUUUCCCUCACGACACUUCUUCGCUUCCUUAUACAACAGUUUUUGCUCUUAGACUGUGCAAUUUCCCAAUGGUUCGAGUGACAAUUGUCGGGGGCGCGGGCCGUGUCGGCCGUGCAAUCGUGGAAGAACUUGGAGCCCAAGGCAAGCACGAAAUCCAUCUUUGGACCAGACGGGAUCCUUCGGAACAUCAGAUUCCCGGAGUCAAGACUCUUCAAGUAACGGACUACAGCCAUGAAAACCUGGUCAAUAUGCUCCGAGGAACUCAUACCGUCUUGGCUUUCUUCAACCCUAUGAGUGACCCUGGUAGCAACAACCAGAUUGCAUUGAUCGAUGCAGCCGUGGCUGCGGGUGUAACAAGACUCGCACCCAGCGAAUGGGCAGGUAAGGUUCGCUCGGGUAUCCAGAUGUACGAUAUGAAAGAGCCAGUUCUUGACCACCUGGAAAACUUGAACAAAGACAAAAAGGUGAUCGAAUGGGGUCUCUUCCAGCCUGGUCUACUGAUGGAUUACCUUGCCCAUCCGUGCCCUCCUUCGAAGAAUUUCGAUACUUUCCCUCUCUUAUUUGACCUUGAAAAUGCCCGUGCUGUUUUUGUCGAGGACGGUACAUCCCCAGUUGUCUUUACAUCCUCUGCGGAUGUCGCAAAGGUUGUGGCACGUGCUAUCGACUACCCUGAUGCCUGGACCUUUGAUGGUGGGAUUGUUGGCCAGAGAACGUCGUAUAAGGAGAUUGUCGAAACGGCUGAGAGGAUAACCGGCCAAAAGUUUACAAUCUAUUCUCUUCGUCCCGAAGAUCUUGAAAAAGGAGAGUUCAAGUCUCCAUGGAUCCCUGCCUAUGCGCCUGAUCUAUCGGCCGAAAUCAUGAGAGACGUCGUAGUACCUUUUAUUAGCGGCUGGGCUUUGGGCAUUUCUAAAGGGGUUGGGGAUGUGAAGCCGGUUUGGAAUGAGCGGUUCCCCGAUAUCGACUAUGAGACAGUGGAGGAUAUGCUCCGCGGCGCCUGGGGGAGAAUCCAAGCUCAAAGGAAAUCGGGAUGAAGGGCCUGAAAAUAUUCACAAGCAAUUAGCAAUUGCUUUUGACGUUCACUACGCGAAUUAGUGCUAUU